Messenger RNA from Gossypium raimondii (Peruvian cotton), 1067 nucleotides. Its product is annotated as BTB/POZ domain-containing protein At3g56230. The record is from RefSeq and is a predicted model, not a curated record. Lineage: Eukaryota; Viridiplantae; Streptophyta; Magnoliopsida; Malvales; Malvaceae. The transcript has 4 exons. Bases 84 to 905 code for a protein of 273 amino acids. Gene Ontology annotation, molecular function: protein binding.
CCACCAGAGCAGCCACUGCAAAGAGUUAUUGGUUUUUAAUCUAAAACGAUCAGAAGGAAGUAGGAAGUAAAAAAGAGAAAGGAAUGUCUUCUGCAUUCAACUUCGGCUCUACUCCAUCGACAGCUCCUGGCUUCGGCUUUUCAUCUUCUACUUCAUCGACAGCUCCUGGCUUCGGCUUUUCAUCUUCUACUUCAUCGACAGCUCCUGGCUUCGGCUUUUCAUCUUCUACUACAUCAUUCGGCUCUUCAUCUUCGGCUUCUUCUUUCUCCAGUAGAAGCGCAAAGUCAACUGUCACUACACCCGUGAACGAGAAACCAUUGACGGAUACUGAAGAUGAUUUGAGAAAGAGAAUAAGUUUCUUAAGUGGAUUUAUGGUGGCUUUCAAGGACCAAAUUCACACCGAUAUAAAGCUUAAGCCUAACAAUGGCCCCUGCAUUUCAGCUCACAGAUCUUUACUGGAAGCAAGAUCAGAAAUCUUUAAGAACAUACUAAGCUCAGACAACUUCAAGGCUCCACCGACCGAUACUGAUACGAUGACACUAUCAGAGUUAAGCACCGAAGAGCUCGAGUCCCUCCUAGAGUUUCUUUACACUGGGGAUUUGCCUGCCGAUAAGUUUAAGAAGCAUGUUUAUGCGUUAUGUGCUGCAGCUGAUAAGUAUGAGAUUCCGUACUUACAGGAGUCGUGCGAGCGAUACAUGCUGAAUUCCUUGAAUGCAUCGAACGCUCUCGAUAUUUUAGAUUUAUCGAAUUUGUAUUCGAAGAAGAAACUGAAGGAAACAACUUUGAACUUCAUCGUCCGGAACAUGAAGAGCAUAGUUUCGUCGCAGAAGUAUGAAGAAUUUGCAUCCAGCAACCCCCAUCUUUGUGUUGAGGUUUCAAGGGCGUUUGUUGAAGCCAAAUUUUGAUGGAAGAGAUGGGAAUGGUAAUAACAUGCAACCAAUGGUAUGGGAACAAUGUCUAAACAUCUAUGUAACUAUGACUUUUAGAACAAAUGAUCCUUUUUGAUGAAUCGCAGUAUUAGUAUGUAUGUCGAUAUUGACCAAAUACUUUCAUAACUAAAAGGAAUG